Doryrhamphus excisus (bluestripe pipefish) is the source of this 1496-nucleotide messenger RNA. NCBI's taxonomy places the organism in Eukaryota, Metazoa, Chordata, Actinopteri, Syngnathiformes, Syngnathidae. The record is from RefSeq and is a predicted model, not a curated record.
CCGGACUUAAUGACUUCAAAUCAGCACAGCUGUGUAAGGACUACUUUCCGGCAUUGAAAGUCUUCGUGACCCAGAUACAGAUUAACAGAGGCUGCAAGAGAAGGCGUCCCCACCAUGGCCAAAGACGCGUUGGCAGAGGCAGGCUGUUAUUUCGAUGAACUCAACAAGCUACGUGCGCUGGAGCCAGACGUCAGUCAAAAGACGUCGGAGCUCAAAGAAGACUGCAAAGAUUUCGUGGACAAAAUCGUGCAGUUUCUGAAGAUAGUCAGCGGUCUAAUGGAGUUGGUGGACAAGCUGGCAAACGAGACGGAGAGAGAAAAACUGAAGGCCCUCGGGACGAGGAACCUGCUGAAGUUUGUGGCGAAGCAAAGGGAAGCCCAACAGCAGCAGUUGCAGGUUCUUAUUGUCGAGAAAAUGAUGCAACUGGAGCGAUAUCGCGUUGAGUACGAAACCUUGUCCAAAGUGGAAUCGGAACAAAACGAGUUCAUCAAUCAGUACAUUCUGCAGAAGUGACGAUGAGACCACGAGGACGUGCCAACUGAAGACCCAGAUAGGAAAAAGCCAACUCAAGUUCUUCGGAGGUGAUCUUGACUGAUCUCACCAUCCUUCGCAUCACCUCCUGAGAUUUUUUUGGGCCUUAACUAGGACUCUUCCAUGUUCCUCACUAGGUUCCUCAAGAGUGGAACUGCUGAAAUCUCUGACCUAGUUUAUUGUAUCCUGCCCCUAAACCAUGAUGUUGAAUCAUCUCCAGACAAAGUUCAUGUAGGUCAAGGGUCUGUGAUCUUACCAAACAAAUUUUGUCUUCAAAUAAUUAGUGCCCCGAGUUCAAUCCCAUCCUCGGCCAAAUUGCAGUCCAUGAACAAUCAGCAACAUGAUUGGCAGACGUGUUAGCACCCAAUCGUAUUAGCAUUGAUUGCAGUCCGUCCAAAUAAAAUCGAAAUCCAAAAUUUAGAGGUAUUGUAUUACUUUGCGUACAUGUCGUACGUGUACUGUCGUCGCUUGCAAUAUUGUGGUUCGAUUGUAGCUACCUUGCUAUAUUGUGUUUUUUUUUUAAUUACCACUGUUUCAUGGUAGACUAUGGUAUAUUAUUACUCAGUGAUAUGUAGUAUUAUGGUCACAAUAAUGACACAAUAAUUGAAAUAUUACCAGUACAUUACAUUACCUGAUCACUGCAUGAAGAGUGAAUGAAGUUAUCCUCCCGUAUCGUGUGGAAGUGGUAAGAUUUGGGUUUAUACAUUUUGAAGAAACUGGUUAGCACACAGGCUGCACGGCAGGCGAGUGGUUAGGCCACACAGCUAUGAGACCUGAGUUCCAUUCCACCUUCGGCAAUCUCUCUGUGUGGAGUUUGCAUGUUCUCCCCGUGCAUGCGUGGGUUUUCUCCGGGUCCUCUGGUUUCCUUCAAAAACAUGCUAGGCUAAUUGCUGACUCCAAAUUGUCCACAGGUAUGAAUGUGAGUGUGAAUGGUUGUUUGUCUCUAUGUGCCCUGUGAUUACCUG